CUGUACUGUACGGGUACCAACUAUUUUAUCCAAGAUGUCUCGCAGGCACUCCGGCUCGAGCAACGAAGGCGAUUGGGUUUGCCCCGAUCCUAAAUGCGGCAAUGUGAAUUUCUCUCGAAGGCAUCAGUGUAAUCGAUGUGGUGCUGAGAAGAGCCACGUCACGAUCAAAGCCGGAGGGUCAGCUAUCGGCAAGCAGUUAGCAGAGAAGAGUAAAGGACUGUUCAGUGCUGAUGACUGGCAGUGCAAAACGUGCGGCAAUGUCAACUGGGCAAGACGGAGUGACUGCAACCUCUGCAAGUCGCCCAAGUUUGGAAAAGUGGAAGCACGGACAGGUUACGGCGGUGGCUACAAUGAGAGACUGGGUGUAGAGUACAAAUCGGACAAAGAGGACUCGGAUGGAGAAUUUGAUGAUUUUGGUAGAAAAAAGAAAAAGUUCCGGGGAACACUUCCUCCUAAACCAACAGCUGUUGAGGAGACAAAGAAAGAGGAGGAAGAAGAGGAAGAAGAGAGUGGAGAUGAUGCUGAUCUAGACGCCUAUAAUCUGGACUCGGAUGAUGAUGAUAAUGAUGAUGCGGAUCUGUCAAAGUAUGACCUUGGUGAUGAUGAUGACAGUGAUGAUCAUUCCAAGUCAGCCUCCACCAAAGAUGCCAAGAGGACACAGGAUAUCUCUCGGAGUCGCUCGUCAUCUCGCAGCUCGGGCUCCUCAACAUCUUCAAGCUCCCGUUCUUCCAAGUCCUCUCGGUCUAGGUCCUCUAGGUCUAGGUCCUCCAGCAGGUCCUCCUACAGCUGGUCUAGGUCCAGAUCCCGGUCACGUUCGCUUGAUCGGAAGUAUGGUAGGCAGGAUAGCUAUGGCUCCCGUAGAAGCCCCAAUCCACACAAGCGUCGGGACCGAGACUCCAGCUCGAGCUCCAGCGGGAGGAAAGACGAUCACAAGCGCAAACGCCAUCGUUCACGGUCUCGUUAAGCUACGGAGAAGGGAUGGAAAUGAUUGGCAGCUCUGGUACCAGGACAUCCACUGGUACCAGCUGCAGCGCACUGCAAACUCAGCCACAAACAUAGCAAACAAGUAAGGUUCACAUUACUCCUUUCUAGAAUCCAUGCUUUUUAUACCUUGAUAUCACCAUAAUUAUGUCUUGUUCCUUUCUUGUUAUAUGGGUAAAGAUCACCACAACCUUGUUGAUAAGAUUCUAGUCACCAGACUUAAUUCGGCAUCAACCUCAUUUUGAACCUUAUGCUGUGGCUACAUCAGGCAUAUUCUGCUGAUUGCUUUUACAUAACCAUGGGACAAAAACAAACCAUCAGAAUGAAAUACCCUGCACAGAUCCCUUGAAAAAGUCUCCCUUUUUCGUUUUUUACUCUGUGCUUUUCUUUAUACUUUUUGCUUGCUCUUUUCUUUUUAGCAUUGUGUUGAUAACGUUGUAUUAAAAUUGAUAUUCAGUAUUAAAGUGUAACAGAUUUGCGAUC
This is a messenger RNA of Patiria miniata (bat star), 1464 nucleotides long. RefSeq names its product zinc finger Ran-binding domain-containing protein 2-like (gene zranb2). Lineage: Eukaryota; Metazoa; Echinodermata; Asteroidea; Valvatida; Asterinidae. Gene Ontology annotation, molecular function: lipopolysaccharide binding; RNA binding. The coding region runs from base 35 to 964 and encodes 309 amino acids. The transcript is spliced from 9 exons. The record is from RefSeq and is a predicted model, not a curated record. Gene Ontology annotation, biological process: RNA processing.